Molecule: messenger RNA, 1761 nt
Organism: Exaiptasia diaphana
Lineage: Eukaryota; Metazoa; Cnidaria; Anthozoa; Actiniaria; Aiptasiidae
Product: 3-[(3aS,4S,7aS)-7a-methyl-1,5-dioxo-octahydro-1H-inden-4-yl]propanoyl:CoA ligase-like
Exons: 3
Coding region: 1-1761 (586 amino acids)
Source: RefSeq, a predicted model, not a curated record
AUGGAGGUAUUUUGGAACCAGUGGAGAGGCGAAUAUCUCACCAGCCUCCGAGAACAUCACUGGUCGAAAAGAAAGAAUCCCAACCAAGGACCAAACAUAGGGGAUGUUGUAUUGAUAAACAACGAUACGCCACGUAAUCAGUGGAGACUGGGCGUGAUCACCAAGUUACACCUUGGGAAAGAYAGUCAGACAAGAGCUGUAUCCUUGCGCGUGAGCAACGGCAGGAUACUUUCCAGACCAAUCGAGAGGUUAUAUCCGUUAGAAGUGCGAUCAUCUGAAGAAUCUGCCGAUCCCGAGCGUGAACCGGAUGAGGCGACUCGUCUAAAGGGAACUCGUCCAAAACGAGCAGCAGCGCAAGCUGCAGCUGAGAAAAUAAAAAAACUCUACCUCGCCUGCGUCAUCGCUCGAGUUGAGUCAACUGUCAUCAACAAUGACAAAGUAGUUAAUGAACUUAAAAACGCUUUGCACCAGAACAGGCUUAAGGCUGCAGUAAUAGUAGGCUCUGAAGCCGAUUCAGAGCUUCUCGAUCACCCUAAAGCUUACAUUCAUGAAGCGUUGUACGCCAUGGCCAAAGCAAACUCAAAAAGUACAGCAAAUGUCCGGAAUGCAGAAGCCAAGGUUCAAAUGGAUGAUCCAUGUUUGGUUCUUUUCACAUCAGGAUCGACAUCACUUCCAAAACCAAUCGAAUUCACGCACCACGGUUAUGUCAAUGGAAUCUUUGCAAAUGCUAAUAUUCUGGAACUGACUCGAGAAACGAUACAUUUUAAUAACUACCCGUUUACGUGGAUUUCAGGUGUCGAAGAUAGUAUAGGCGCGUGCGUUGUUUUUGGUCUCACCUACAUUGCCUUUCCACCGAAAUGUGCCAUUUCUGGUCAACACACAAUGACGAUGAUGAGGAUAAUCCAGGAAGAAUCUGUCACUCUGGCUAACUUGUCGCUACCAGUACUGCAAGACAUCGCGUGUAACAAGAAAGAAUUAAUUGCAAUGAAUUUUAAGAACUUAAAGCUCCUAAGUACGUCAGGUCAACCCACUCCAUUGCCUCUUGUUAAGACCAUGUUUGACAUUUGGCCGAAUGUCAGCUUCGUGAAUGGCUAUGGAACGACUGAAGUAGUCGCCAUAGCUAUGCAGAAAAUUACCAAAGAAAGUUUGGAUUCUCAGGACUAUGGAAUAAUGAGAGUCGUUCCUGGUUUGGAAAUAAAGAUCGUGAAUGAAGAAAGUAAACUAUUGCCUACUGGUGAAAGAGGAGAAAUCUGUCUGCGAUCAGCUUGGGUCUCGUUUUGCAACUGGGACUACAUGAACCCUGACCUGGAAGGCCGAGUAGAUACCAGCAAGAAAUCCAAUGGAUGGAAUUCAUCUAAAGAUGUUGGAGUUGUUGUCAAACAAAAUGGCAUCAGAUUACUUGGUCGACUUGAUUUCAUGAUCAAAGUAGCCGGCGAAUCCAUUCCGCCAGCUCUUCUUGAAAGUACGAUACAAGAACACCCCGAUGUCAAGAAAGUGUGCGUCGUUGGAGUUCCUGACGAGCGAUUGUACCAGAAGAUAUGUGCAUGUAUUAUACUCAAACAGGAUCACCAUGACAACAGGAAUGACCUCAGUGAUCAUUUUGACAAAUGGAGCAAAGACAAAUUCAGUGCGUCGUCUUUUGGUUUUAUCACUAAACCUCACUACUACGUCUUCCUCGAUAGUUUUCCACUGACUGGAACCGGUAAGGUAAAUCUAAGAGAAAUGAGAGACAUUGCAAUAAAAGAAUUAAAGUUGAUGUAA